AUGAACGCUAAUCGAGAAAUUUUUCUACUCGCAUAUUCAAUUGUUGACUCCAAAAAUGCAGCCAGCUGGACUUGGUUCAUGACACUACUCGCCACACAUAUCUUCCCCAAUCAUGAGCCGCGGUGCAUCAUUUCGAAUAGGCAUGCUGGGAUCGAUGCGGCGUUCAGGGAUUUGUCUGCAUUACAUCCCCCACGAGUCCAACGUCGAUAUUGUCUUAGACACAUCCGGAGUAAUGUCAUGACCCGGAAUAGGAAUAGGAGACUGCGAGCAUUAAUCUGGGAAGCUGGUACUGCAACCACACGCGGAGAAUUUGGGAACAAAAUGGAGAGAAUAAGAGCUGAAUGGCCUGCAGCGUACAAUUAUCUAGCAACUUUUGACGCUGAAAAAUGGGCGUUGUCUCACGAUGGUGGUCACCGAUAUGGCAUUAUGACAACCAAUUCAUCCGAAUCGUUUAACAAUUCUCUUAAGGGUUGUCGUAUGUUGCUAGUGACUGCGCUUGCAAGACUCACUUUCCAUAAAAUAAGGGUAAUGUUCGCCGAUAGGAGAACAGCUGGCCAAAGGAUGCGGGAAGCAGGGUUGUGUUGGCCUAAGAAAGUUUUUGACGAGUUGGCACAACGAGAGCAACAGGCAUCCAAUGCAACCAUUGAGAGGUAUAAUGAUUCAACGGGAUUGUACGGGGUUGCUCUUGAAAGACGGCAUGCCACACAACGUCCACUGCGCUUUCAUAAAGUUUGUUUGAACAACUCUAGCUGCGAUUGUGGAAAGUGGAACGCCAACACCUCCUUACCUUGUGCACACAUCAUUGCAGCAAGACACUUUAAAAAAGUUACGUAUGACUCGUUUGUGCCAAAUGUUUUCUCCAUGGAACAUUAUAUGGCGAGUUAUGUAGCUGAUUUCUUUCCACCGUGCAAUGAAAUUCAAUGGAGGAGUGAGCGCAUUCUACUUCCACCGUCUUCUGCUAGACGAAAUUCACGUCCAGGCCAACGACGAACUCGUCGCUUUCAAAAUGAAAUGGACUUUGGGAAUACGACAGCAACACAACGAUGUAAUUAUUGUCGGGCACGAACUCAUGUUUCAAACCAGUGCCCGACGUUAAAUUAUCACUCGUAA
Ipomoea triloba (trilobed morning glory) is the source of this 1110-nucleotide messenger RNA. RefSeq lists its product as uncharacterized. The record is from RefSeq and is a predicted model, not a curated record. Gene Ontology annotation, molecular function: zinc ion binding. The transcript has a single exon. NCBI's taxonomy places the organism in Eukaryota, Viridiplantae, Streptophyta, Magnoliopsida, Solanales, Convolvulaceae. Bases 1 to 1110 code for a protein of 369 amino acids.